AUGUUUGAUUUCUCUUUAUCUUUAAGCUCAGUCUGCCGCUACACACACUACUACAGUCCCAAGUACUGCCACGCCAAGGUUUACUGCCCCCUCUACAGCCCUGGACAGCAGCGCUUCCUCCAAGGACCAAACAGAACCACAAGCACCCACUCCAGCUCAAACGACAUCCACAGACCAAGAAAAAGCAACACCAAUAAGAUUGACAUCUUCUGA
Molecule: messenger RNA, 213 nt
Organism: Knipowitschia caucasica
Lineage: Eukaryota; Metazoa; Chordata; Actinopteri; Gobiiformes; Gobiidae
Source: the annotation of a GenBank genome assembly